GGUGCGGUGAGGGUUACAAUGCAUACAUGCGAGUGUCGAUCAUGCAACAUAGGCUAUAGACGAUUCCAAUUCUAAAACGGAAUCUACGAUUUUUUUUAAACGUGGAUUUAACUGCAGUGAUGUUUUGUAUUUGUCAACAGGACCAAGAUAACUAAUAGUCUGUAGGUUAUAUUUACAUAACCACUUUUUUCCUUGACUGAAAGGAGCCACAAAACAACUAUUACCUUAACAGCGCGUGCAAGCGGUGCUUUAUUUGAGAGUACCGGUAUGUGGUUAUAUAUUUGUUUUGCACAUGUUGAUAUAGUAUAGUGCAGUUUUAACCUUUGAUAAUUUUAUGAAUAAUUUUAUCAUUCAGAAAACAAGUUAUACAACAAGCAACUAUGGCGAUUGUUUCCCAGCGAGCAAGGUCCUAAAGCUAGUCGAGUAUCGCUUUGCAGUGCAGGAGAACGUGAGCUGUCUCUUGGCCAAAUGGUUCAGCAGUCGCCAGUUUCCACAUUUUUUGAAAUAAUGGAAAAUGUUGUAUUAGAGCAAGGUUGAUAAGUGCAUUUUCUGGUGAUCUUUGGAUUAGACUACAUUAAUUUGAGUUAGAUUUGCGUCCUUGAGUUUUGUUUUGUUUACAUUAAUUCGACGCCCAAAAGAACAUCGCCACAAGUAUCGGGAAAAGACUUGACUAAAAAGACACUUGCAACUUAAAAGGACUCGUCCAGUUGAGUGAUGGUCGUUAAUACCAUCCACUGGUUCAGGAAGGGCUUGAGGCUUCACGACAAUCCCUCGCUUAAGAAGUCUAUCCAGGGAGCGGACACAGUCCGCUGCGUGUACAUCCUAGACCCUUGGUUUGCAGGAUCGUCCAACGUUGGAAUCAGCAGGUGGAGGUUUCUACUGCAAUGUUUGGAAGAUCUGGAUGCCAGCCUCCGAAAGCUCAACUCUCGUCUGUUUGUCAUUCGAGGACAGCCCACUGAUGUCUUCCCACGACUCUUCAAGGAGUGGAAGAUUUGUCGUCUGUCGUAUGAGUACGACUCCGAGCCUUUUGGGAAGGAGAGAGAUGCGGCCAUCAAAAAGCUGGCCAGCGAGGCUGAGGUGGAGGUCACAGUCUGCAUCUCCCACACACUCUACGACCUGGACAAGAUCAUAGAGUUGAAUGGAGGCCAGUCCCCCCUCACGUACAAGCGUUUCCAGACUCUGAUCAGCAGGAUGGAUGCUGUGGAGAUGCCAGCAGAGGCCAUCACUGCUGAGGUGAUGGGGAAGUGCACGACGCCGCUCUCUGACGACCACGACGACAAGUUUGGAGUCCCGUCCUUGGAGGAGCUAGGCUUCGACACGGAGGGUCUGUCCUCUGCUGUGUGGCCUGGAGGAGAGACUGAGGCCCUUACCAGACUGGAGAGGCACCUGGAGAGGAAGGCAUGGGUGGCCAACUUUGAGCGGCCAAGAAUGAACGCCAACUCCUUACUGGCGAGUCCGACAGGCCUCAGCCCCUACCUGCGCUUUGGCUGCCUCUCCUGUCGGCUCUUCUACUUCAAACUCACAGAUCUCUACAGGAAGGUGAAGAAGAACAGCACCCCGCCCCUCUCCCUGUACGGUCAGCUGCUGUGGCGGGAGUUCUUCUACACGGCCGCCACCAACAACCCCCGCUUCGACAAGAUGGAGGGCAACCCCAUAUGCGUCCAGAUCCCCUGGGACCGCAACCCCGAGGCUCUGGCCAAGUGGGCGGAGGGCCGGACGGGCUUCCCCUGGAUCGACGCCAUCAUGACCCAGCUGAGGCAGGAGGGCUGGAUCCACCACCUGGCCCGGCACGCUGUGGCCUGCUUCCUGACCCGUGGAGACCUGUGGAUCAGCUGGGAGGAGGGCAUGAAGGUGUUUGAGGAGCUUCUGUUGGAUGCAGACUGGAGCGUGAACUCUGGCAGCUGGAUGUGGCUCUCCUGCAGCUCCUUCUUCCAGCAGUUCUUCCACUGCUACUGCCCCGUGGGCUUCGGCCGGCGCACUGACCCCAACGGAGACUACAUCAGACGCUACCUGCCCAUACUCAGAGGAUUCCCAGCCAAGUACAUCUACGACCCGUGGAACGCACCGGAGAGUGUGCAGAAAGCGGCCAAGUGUGUGAUCGGGGUGCACUACCCCAAGCCCAUGGUGAACCACGCCGAGGCCAGCCGCCUCAACAUAGAGAGGAUGAAACAGAUCUACCAGCAGCUGUCCUGCUACAGAGGCCUGGGCCUGCUGGCUACGGUCCCGUCUAACGGUAACGGCGAGGCGUCCUCGGGCAUGAUGGGGUUCUCCUCUCGAGACGACACACAUGAGGCCACCGUUCAAUCUGGAUACCAGAUGCAAGUUCAGUCCCAUGGAGACUGGCACAGCGGGGCCACGGUGUUCUCCCAGGGCGAAGCUCACAGCAGCGUCCACACACAGCAUCAAGGUUUUGCUGGAAGCAGCAGUAGCAUGGUGUUCUAUGGCCAGGGCACCCAGCACAUGGCAGGCCCAGCAGUGCUGCAAGGGCACGGGUUGCACAGCACUCUGACCAGUGGUAAACGCCACAGCGAGGACUCUGGCUGCGGCACCGGCUCCAAGGUCCAGAGACAGAGCGCCCAGUAGAGAGGGGUGUGUUCCGACUUUCAACCCCUAGUGACUGGUAACAGCUGGAGGACACAAAAUGGACUAUGAGACAGACAACAGACUUUCUGUAUACCUGUUUAAACCCGUAACAGAAUGGAACUCACGCCUCCAGAAAGAGCACAGUAUCCCAUCUUCAAGCAAACACACGUUUGUCAAUGCUUGGGACUGUAUGUUAUCACACAGACUUACAAACUCUACAAUAUUUCAGCGGUGUUCCGGCACUGUGACUGAAUAAACCUACUGUACAUUAUCAACAGCGUUGGGAUGUUACUGUUUUUCUGGGACAAAAUCUUUGUGUACAUAAUGAAUUUGAUGAUUUCUGCUCACAUGCAACCUGUAUAUUUGAUAUUGUGUUUCUUUCUUAUGUAGUCAUAGACCCAUUGAUAUAUUUUUGAUAUAAAGAAUCAUUGUGGACUGAUUUCUGUUGUGUAAGCGUGUAAGCAUUUAUAGACUGUCUAGAUGGUGACAUUUUUAGAAAGCUCUCUUCAGCCUAUUCUUUCCCUGUUGGUGUUGUUCCUUCAACCUCGCUCUCCCUCUCUUGCUUUUCAUAAUAUCUGCUGCUCACACAUCAUCUGUCACUUCUCUCUUGUUUCUAAAUCCUGUCUCAUAUUUAUUCUGGAGUCAAAUCCUGUGCCCAUAUUUCUGGUCAUGAAGGGCCGGUGAAAGGUAAACCCUUGGUCUGUUUUCUCUUCUGUGUAAUCACCAUUGUACCAGAGAAUCUUGCUUCACGUAAAAAAUUGUUGUUCUUUCACAAUGUGCUUGUUUAAUAAAAAAAUAUGUGAAUAUA
This is a messenger RNA of Osmerus eperlanus (European smelt), 3391 nucleotides long. RefSeq names its product cryptochrome circadian regulator 1a (gene cry1a). The record is from RefSeq and is a predicted model, not a curated record. Lineage: Eukaryota; Metazoa; Chordata; Actinopteri; Osmeriformes; Osmeridae. Gene Ontology annotation, biological process: entrainment of circadian clock by photoperiod; negative regulation of DNA-templated transcription; circadian regulation of gene expression. Gene Ontology annotation, molecular function: FAD binding; DNA binding. Gene Ontology annotation, cellular component: cytoplasm; nucleus. The coding region runs from base 715 to 2583 and encodes 622 amino acids. The transcript is spliced from 14 exons.